UCCUCUUGUUCCAACAACGUACUCUCCAUUUUCCUUUCAUUCUUUUAUAUCCUAUUCAAUUCAUCGUUUGCAGCUUUUAAUUCGUUAUCUUCAGUUUUCUUUUCGGAUUUUCUAUUACGGUUUUUCAACCUGCUCAUCAGCUUUUAUAUCCAAUAUCAACUUUGAAAUCAUAUUCAAAAAUAUUCAUUUAUCAUGAUUUUGACAUGGUUGUUUGCUUAUUUACUUCUUUUUUUCUCAAAACUUAUCUUUGCUGAAAGAUAUAUUGAAACCUCUUCCCUAUUAACUUGUAUGGAAAACUCCGCUUUGACAGCAAGUUUUUUUGAUGUGAAGUUUUUACCUGACAACAACACAAUUACUUUUGAUAUCUCUGCUAUAACAACCAUCAACGACUAUGUUAAUGUUCAUUUUCAAGUCAUUGUCUAUGGUAUAUCUAUUCUUUCUCAAAAUAUCUCGCUAUGUGAUGAUCUAGGUGACUAUGUAUCGACCCAGCUAUGUCCAAUAUCCGCAGGUAAAUUUGACGUGGAUUCCUCUUACAAAGUUAGUGAUUCAAUUGUUGAUUCUAUUCCGGGCAUUGCCUACACUGUUCCUGAUUUGGAUGCAAGAGUAAGAGUCGUUGUAACAACUAACUCAACCACAAAUCCUGAAAAUUUGGCCUGUGUUGAAGCCAUUUUAACUAAUGGUAAAACUGUUCAAACAAAAUAUGCCUCUUGGCCGAUUGCGACCGUUGCUGGCAUUGGUUUAAUUACAUCUGGUGUUGUCUCCAUCAUUGGUCAUUCAAGUACAGCUGCUCAUAUCGCUUCAAAUUCCUUAUCUCUUUUUAUUUAUUUUCAAAAUUUAGCCAUCACUUCAAUGAUGGCCGUACAAAGAGUACCUCCAAUUGCUGCUGCUUGGGCUCAAAAUUUCCAAUGGUCUAUGGGCAUCAUUAGCACCGGUUUCUUACAAGAUAUUGUCGAUUGGUAUGUUCAAUCAACCGGCGGUACCUCUACUUCAAUCCUAUCGAAUACUGAAAUCCUAUCCAUCUCCGUUCAAAAAGUUAAAAGAGGUUUUAAUGAUUACAUCGGCCAAUCUUUACAAGAAUUGGUCUACAAAACAAGAAAUAUAAAUCAUUUAGUCUUAUUUAAAAGAGCUGAUUUUGAAUAUGACGAUACUACAAAUGAUGACGAUUUAUAUACGACUGAUGAAAAAUCAGACGACAUUACUUCAAAAAUUUUGGUCUUGAGAGGUAUUCAACGUGUAGCCUAUUUAGCUAACCUUGAAAUUACUCAAUUAUUUUUAACUGGUAUCAUUUUCCUUUUAUUUUUUGCUUUUAUUUUAAUUUGUGCCUUGGCUUUAUUCAAAGCCAUUAUUGAAUUUUUAAUUAGAACUAAUGUCAUGAAAUCUGGGAAAUUUAAUGAAUAUAGAAGACAAUGGACAAUCAUCGUCAAAGGUACUCUUUAUAGAUUAUGGUUACUAAGUUUUCCACAAGUUUCUUUAUUAUGUCUUUGGCAACUUACCGUUAGAGAUUCUGCAGGUUGUGUUGUUAUUGCAGUUUUCCUUUUAGCCAUCGUUGCAGGCGUUUUAUUCCAAGCUGCUAUAAAAUUGUUGCAGCUAGGUAGAAGAUCAAUCAAAAUUUAUAACAAUCCUGCUUAUAUUCUAUAUGGAGAUAUCAAAAUAUUAAAUAAAUUUGGAUUUCUAUAUGUUCAAUAUAGAGCAGAUUGUUAUUAUUGGGUUGCAAUUACUUUAUUAUAUACGACAUUAAGAUCUGUCUUUAUUGCCUUAAUUCAAAAUAGGGGUAAAGUUCAAGCUAUCGGUAUUAUAAUUGUCGAAUUAAUUUAUUUUAUUUCAUUGUGCAUCAUUAGACCAUUUAUGGAUAAAAGAACUAACGUUUAUAAUAUAUUAGUUCAUUUAGUCAUUUUAUUAAACGCUGCUAUAUUUUUGAUCUUUUCAAAUCUUUUUGGUGGACCUGCUGCUGCUAUCUCAAUUAGUGGAAUUAUAUUCUUUGUGUUGAAUGUUGUUUUCUCAUUAUUUAUCCUAGUUUUCACGAUCAUUACUUGUGCAUUGGCAAUUCUCUAUAAAAACCCGGAUGCAAAAUACUCUCCUGUUAAAGAUGAUAGAGUUAGUUUUAUUCCAAGAGCUGAGGGUGAAGAAAACCCAAAGAACGAUACAGAAUUAAUGGCAUUAGGUGCAACUGCAAUGAGAGGCCACCAACGUGGUGACACAGAACUUUCUAUAAAUAAUUAUAAAGAAAGUAACACUAGCAAUAGCAAUACUAAUAGUAAUUUUGAUACAUACACAAGUCUAAGAACCCGAAGUGAUUCAUUGAACAUUCCAGCAGUUCAACCAGCGUCAGCUAUUGGUUCUUUGGGAAAUAACCAGCAGACUGGUGGGCUGUUGAGCAAAAUUGAAGAUAAUUAUGACGAUUAUUCCUACAAGGGCAACAAUAACUACGUUGAUAACAACAGUAAAACCCCCGGUUCUUCAGGUGUCUUGUACCAAACAACCAGCUCUUAUCCUUAUAAUGCACAGGGCAGAAGCACAAAUGACUUAUUAAAUGAAGUUAAAAGUGAUAAUACAGGAAAUAACAUUGGCAAUAAUGUUUUCAGCGAUAGCAACAACGACAAUAAUAAUAAUAAUACUUUUAAUAAUAAUAAUAUUGAUAAUAGUAGCAGUAACUAUAAUUAUAAUUAUAAUUCCAGCUCUGGUUUUAACUCUUCAUCUAACACUGGUGGCAGCUUUUACAACAACAAUAACAACAGCUUUGGCGGCUCAAGUACAGCCAAUUUCCAUACAAACACAGCGGGAGGAGCAGCUUUUAACAGGACUGCACCAUAUCAGGGAACUGGUGGUGGUUAUCAUUAAGAGAUUUUCUAAAGCCCUGUGAGUUGUUUUGUUUUUUGUUUUUUUUUACUUUAUCUUUUAAUUAUUGAUUUCAAUUUCUCCAAUUAAUUUUUAUCCAUUUGAAUUUUUUUGUUUUUACGUUUACUACAAACCAAGUUUUCUUUGGUUUAAAAUUGUAUAAUUUUUUAUUUCAGUUUUUGUUUAUUAUUUACUUAUUCUUUUUCAGUUUUGUUGAUUAAUUUUGUCUUGGAAAUGGAUUUUUCUAAUGGAUUUGUUAGUAUUUAUGUGCUAUGGUUUCGCUCAUAUACAAUGCCAGAAACGCC
Ascoidea rubescens DSM 1968 is the source of this 3140-nucleotide messenger RNA. RefSeq names its product flavin adenine dinucleotide transporter FLC2 (gene FLC2). The coding region runs from base 289 to 2838 and encodes 849 amino acids. Gene Ontology annotation, biological process: fungal-type cell wall biogenesis; transmembrane transport. The record is from RefSeq and is a predicted model, not a curated record. The transcript has a single exon. NCBI's taxonomy places the organism in Eukaryota, Fungi, Ascomycota, Saccharomycetes, Ascoideales, Ascoideaceae.